AUGAAUACAAAUAAUUCAGCAAUUAAAAGAAUUAUGAGAGAGACUCAGGAGAUCAAGCAAGAUUCUUCUCCUGAUUAUACAGCAUUCCCAUUGGAAGAUAACAUAUUCGAAUGGCACUUUACAAUCAGAGGUGCUCAAGAUACAGAGUUUGAAGGUGGAAUCUAUCAUGGUAGAAUCAUAUUACCUCCAGACUACCCAUUUAAACCACCCAACAUUGUUUUAUUAACUCCCAAUGGUAGAUUUGAAGCUGGUGUCAAGAUUUGUUUAUCGAUAUCAGCACAUCAUCCUGAGACAUGGCAACCUUCUUGGAGUAUUGCAUUGAUAGGAUUCAUGAUCACAGAGGGAAAAGGCGCAGUUGGCGCACUUGACUAUUCAGCUGCCGAGAGAAAAGCAUUAGCUUUGAAAUCAGUCAAUUGGAGUUGUUCAAAGUGUGGAACUCACAACAAGACUGCACUGCCUGAAGUAGUAAAGAAAGAGUCUACAGUCACUAUUGAUAAUACAACAACAACGACGACUACUACUUCAACAACAGCUACAGCAACUUCUUUAAAUACAGAAUCAAAAGAUUCAUCGUCAAUAACAAACACCGCAACUGAACAGCAACAACAACAACAACAACAACAACAACAACAAGAACAAGAAAAAGAACAUCAAGAAAAAGAAAAAGAACAAGAACAACAAGAACAAAAGCAAGAACAACAGAACAAUGAUAAAACAACAGAGGAGGAAUCCACCAUAAUUAAAAGAAAUAUAAAUCAACCAAAUACACUUGUAGAUCAAUUACCACCAGCACCAACAUCAAAUUCAUCUUCUUCGACAACAGCAUCAAUAAAAAAUAAUAGUAACAAUAAUAAUAAUAUAACAAAUGCAACGACAACAACAACUAAUAUCAAUACAAGAAGAAUUGAAUCAAUAACAAGACCAUCGACUACCAAUAUAGAUAGAUUAAUAUAUUAA
This is a messenger RNA of Heterostelium album PN500, 957 nucleotides long. RefSeq names its product ubiquitin-conjugating enzyme E2. The transcript is spliced from 4 exons. NCBI's taxonomy places the organism in Eukaryota, Evosea, Eumycetozoa, Acytosteliales, Acytosteliaceae. The record is from RefSeq and is a predicted model, not a curated record. Bases 1 to 957 code for a protein of 318 amino acids.